UAUCUAACUUAACCUUGUUGUUUGUUGUCAAAAAUUCUUUGACUUCUGUUCAAAUUUUCAAAUAACCGUUAACGAAAAACACUAAUCUGUGAAGAAAAAUUGAAAAUGAGGGAAGUUGAGGUUAUUUCAACAAUUAGAAAAUGUCUGGUCCAAAAUAUACAAAAUAUUAUUUAUUCGGAAAACCACUUAGAAGAGAGAAAAAAAGUGAUCAAGUUGAUUGAAAGCACUGUUGAUUAUGGGGAAUCAAACUCUGCACUGAUUAUAGGACCUAGAGGUUCAGGGAAAACAACGCUUGUCAAAGAUAUUCUGAAAGAAGUCACCUCUUCAAAAACAUUUCUUGAAAAUUCUUUUCUUGUCAAGCUACAUGGAUAUGUACAUACAAAUGAUAAUUUGGCUCUCAAGGCUAUUACUCGACAGAUGAACUUAUUGAAUGUUGUUGAAGGAAAAGUUUUUGGCAGUUUUGCAGAGAAUUUAGCUUUCCUUUUAGAUAGUUUGAAAUCAGGAAACAAAGAUACAUCAAAAAGUGUUAUAUUUAUCUUGGAUGAAUUUGACUCUUUUUGUCACCAUCACAAUCAGACACUCCUGUAUAAUUUGUUUGAUAUUUCUCAAUCUGCACAAACUGCCAUUUGUGUUCUAGGCCUAACAUGUCGCUUAGAUGUAGUAGAGCUCUUAGAGAAGCGAGUCAAAUCUCGUUAUUCACAUAGACAAAUAUUUUUAUUCUCUGAUACUAAUGAUGAAAAUGCCAUGCUUGAAUACACUCUAGAAAAUAUCAAAACCAUAUUAUCACUUAAAUCAUCUGAUUCUAUAAUAAAUAAUAACUUGUCAACAUCGUCCAUAACAAAAUGGAAUAAGCAGGUACAACAAUUAGUGAAAGAUAAAUCUUUUAAAAGUGCGAUUCAACGGUUGGUGGAUAUUGAUAUAAGUAAAAACCAGUUUAAAAAUAUGUUGAUUUCUAUUAUAUCAAAUUUGAGGGGUGAUAGAGAUGAAAUAACAGCAUCUGACUUUCAAGAGGAAUUGAAAAAAUUUGAGAAAGAUAGUACUAUACAGGCAAUACAUGAUUUAAGUGUUCUGGAAUUAUGCCUUGUUAUAGCAAUGAAACAUCAUGCUGAUAUAUAUAAUAAACAACCAAUGAAUUUCGAAAUGGUAUUAGCAAGGUAUACAAAAUUCGCCAAUGCUAAUUCCUCUGUCCAGACGGUUCAGAGGCCAGUUAUCAUGAAAGCAUUUGAACAUUUACAGAAUUUAGAGCUCAUCACCUUUGUUGGUGGAGGUGGCACCAGAAUACAAAAAGAAUACCAAUUAUUCAAACUUGAAGCAACUUCACAACAGAUUGCUGAGGCUGUAAAGUCAUCCCAAGGCCUACCAACGGAAGUUGUUCAGUGGGCAAAUAGUUCGUUAAUUUAAGUGAAUAACGCUCAGUUGCAAAAACGUCAAUUAUAAUUUAAUCCACGUUAUAUAAUUUAACCUUUUUAUGGAGGAUUACAAUUUUAGUCAACCAAAAUUAUAAUUGAGAUUCUUCCAACUGGGUAUAGGGUAAUUUUUGUAUUUUUUUUUUAAUUUAAUCAUGAAUUAUUGUAAUUUAUUGAAUUUUGUUUUUCACUUAUUUCCAAAUUACGCACAUUGGUCUUUAAUUUUUGUUGGAAUAUUUUCAAUCUCCAUUUCAAAGCUACUGUGGUU
Molecule: messenger RNA, 1674 nt
Organism: Coccinella septempunctata (seven-spotted ladybird)
Lineage: Eukaryota; Metazoa; Arthropoda; Insecta; Coleoptera; Coccinellidae
Gene: Orc4
Product: origin recognition complex subunit 4
Exons: 5
Coding region: 106-1401 (431 amino acids)
Biological process (GO): DNA replication; DNA replication initiation
Cellular component (GO): nucleus; nuclear origin of replication recognition complex
Molecular function (GO): ATP hydrolysis activity; ATP binding; DNA replication origin binding
Source: RefSeq, a predicted model, not a curated record